Dama dama (fallow deer) is the source of this 6896-nucleotide messenger RNA. RefSeq names its product methyltransferase like 25 (gene METTL25). Bases 1 to 1791 code for a protein of 596 amino acids. The record is from RefSeq and is a predicted model, not a curated record. NCBI's taxonomy places the organism in Eukaryota, Metazoa, Chordata, Mammalia, Artiodactyla, Cervidae. The transcript has 13 exons.
AUGGCUGCUUCUGGCCAGCUCCCGGUGACCCAGGACCUGUCCUCGUUACGUGCCAAGUUGCAGAAGCUGCUGCGGUUCCUGAGGGAAGCCCUGCCCAUUUCUAAUGCACAUACGGUGGACUUCUACACGGAGUCUGUGUGGCAGAAACUGGUUGACUUGCCCCCAGAGACGGUGCUGUCGGCGCUCAGGACGUCCGCGGCGGCGUCAGAGGCGUGCCCCCUAGAGGAAGCCGGGAGAAUGUCAGAUGUUACUGAUUUUCCAAAAAUAUUUUGUGAAACUUCCCAGAAGCUGGUGAAUGUGGAAGCGUUUGCUCUGGCUGCAAAGCAUUAUUCUGUACAAAACUUGGGAAUAUGUACUCCUUUUGAUCAACUGCUUGUGGCCCUUCAUGGAAAUCAAAAACAGAGAACUGAUGAAAAUGUGAAACUUGAUGAGUUUAUGAAUUUGAAAAAAUCUCACGAAGUUCAGGCAAUGUCAGAACUCAUCAGCAGUAUUGCUGAAUACUGUGGAAUAAAGCAGAUAAUUGACCUGGGUUCUGGAAAAGGCUACCUAAGCUCCUUUUUAUCCUUAAAGUACGGCUUAAAAGUUUAUGGAAUUGAUUCCUCAAAUACCCGUGGAGCCGAGGAGAGAAACAGGAAACUGAAGAAACAUUGGAAAGUCUACCGUAGGCGGUCAAAACCAGACGUCAGUGGACUGGCAUUACAAACAGCAAAAGAAAAGAAAGUGCAAGAUGAAGCUAAAUGUAAAGCAGACACCGAGGGCGUAGGUACCAACAGUACUGCAGGUCAAGGGAAGCCAUCAACCUCAGACUUUUUAUCGGAGUUUUCAGGUUCUGUGAUUUCUGACAUCAGAAGACAAAUGGAAAACUUAAAGGUUUAUUCACACCAAGAGGAAAAUUUGUGUUUUGAAAAUGCCUUUUCUCUUAGAGACCUUUUGCCUGUUAAUGCCAUAGACCCUACUUCCUCAUCCCAAAUACCUAAGAGAAAAAUGUCUGAAGCAAGUAAAGAGAGAAGAAAAAUUACUUCAAAGUCAAAUGAAUCAAAUAUAUAUUUACCUUUAACAUCUAUUAUCACUGCUGAUUCGGAACUACAUGAUAUUAUUAAAGAUCUGGAGGAUUGUUUGAUGGUAGGUCUACAUACUUGUGGUGACCUUGCUCCAAAUACUCUGCGAAUAUUCACUUCCAAGUCUGAAGUCAAAGGAGUUUGCAGUGUGGGUUGCUGCUAUCACCUCUUAUCUGAAGAGUUUGAAAACCCACAUAAAGAAUAUACCCAAGAAAGGUGGGGAUUUCCAAUGUGCCACUAUUUGAAGGAAGAGAGAUGGUGCUGUGGCCGUAAUGCCAGAAUGUCAGCCUGUUUGGCUCUGGAGCGGGUUGCAGUUGGCCAAGGGCUGCCUACUGAGUCCCUCUUCUAUCGUGCCAUACUUCAGGAUAUUAUUAAAGAGUGUUAUGGCAUCACCAAAUGUGACCGGCAUGUUGGUAAAAUUUAUUCCAAAUCCUCUUCCUUUCCGGAUUAUGUUAGAAAGUCUCUAAAGAAGCUUGGGUUAGAUGAGUCCAAGCUGCCAGAAAAAAUUAUAAUGGACUACUACGAGAAGUAUAAACCUAGAAUGAAUGAAUUGGAGGCUUUUAAUAUGUUGAAAGUUGUUCUAGCUCCUUGCAUAGAGACCUUGAUUCUUCUGGAUCGACUUUGCUACCUGAAAGAGCAGGAUGAUAUCGUGUGGUCUGCACUUGUGAGGUUGUUUGAUCCUGUGAAAUCUCCCAGAUGUUAUGCCAUUAUUGCCCUGAAGAAGCAGCAAUGAUUUCAAUUGAAGCAAGGUGUCCUCCUGUGUCAGUUACUGCCGGCUCACAUUCUGCCCACACUUCCACCACCACCCCAGCGAGGGGGCAGAACACCGUCUAGGUCAUGGCCACGUGGUCGUGAGAGCAGGUGAGCAGUGUUGCCAGGCCUCCUUCCUUAUCUGCCCUCAGUUCCGGGCCGAACCGACUCAAAGGCAAGAACCACAAGAAAACCAUCGACUGUCAGAUUCUGACUUAGAGCGUUGUCCAGUCUCACAUGUUUAAUAAAGGCUUUGAACUUUAAUUAUCAAUAUAUAAUAUGUAUACAUCAUAAUUAUGUAUGGUAUAAGAUGAAAUAGCCCAAAGCUGGCAAUACUGCAAUAUUCUAAACUGAACCAUUAAAGAUACUCUGAAUGGACCUCACAGGCUGGAGGACAGCAUAAGCAGUAGGUUUAUGAAUGGGAAUACAGAGGGCAGAGCUAAACCAUUUCUGUGCCAAGGACCCCUUGGGCCCCUUCUCAAGCAAUUUUUACAAAUAUAUAGUGAAAUACAAUGCUUUGGCCAUUUGGUGCAAAGAACCAACUCACUGGAAAAGACCCUGAUGCUGGGAAAGCUUGAAGGCAGAAGGAGAAGGGGACAUCAGAGGAUGGACUAGUUAAAUAGCAUCACCAACUCAAUGGACAUGAAUCUGAGAAAACUCAGAUAGUGGAGGACAGAGGAGCCUGGCAUGCUGCAGUUCCUGGGGUUGCAAAGACUUGGACACGACUUAGCAACUGAACAGCAGAAUACAUAAUGUGACAAGGGAAACUAAUCAUAUUGAGAUAGUUAACAACAAAGUUUUUUAAAUUUUUUAAAAUUCAGUAAUAUGUGUGCUUUUUUUUUUUUACUCAUUAAAUAAUAUUAAGUAGCAGUUCUAAAAGCCACUGUGAUUUUGAAGUAACAGCCAGUGUAAGAAAUACCUGGAGACAUCAGCCACAACUGCAGUAGGACAUGAAAAUAUCUGCACCUUCUCUUGGCAGUAGUUUCAUGUACUGCCAGUCCUGCUGAAGUUUGUUGUCCACAUUUAUAAUUGAAGGAGACACUGAACUUCAGUCAGAGGUUAGUGAAAAUAAAGAAGUAAGUUGUGUUCAGGAUCCAAGAUUACGGAUGACCUAAAUUCUAUCUGUGGAUCCCCUACAUUGGGUAACCCUUCAAUCUGUGGAAAACAGGAAAACAGACUACCUAAAAUAAUGAUUAUGAAUAGCAAUUCUUCCAUAUUUGGAGGAAUGAUAUCUUCCCAAAUCAGCACAAACUUCUGCCUACACUGCGUGAUAAACAAUGAUUUCAGGAGUACGUAGGUUUUUGAAGGAUAUAACUGUUCCUUUAUUUAUUUAAAAUGUUAAAUUUUACAAGGCUUACUAUAAAAUUAUAGUAAUCAAGAAUGUGAUAUUUGUGUAAAAGCAGUUAUAUAGGUGAAUGGAACCAACUGAUGAAUUCAGAAAUAGAUCUACACAUAUAUAGUCAGUUGGAUUUCUGAUAAAGGUGUCAAAGCUUUUCAAGGGAUUUUUAAAAAAUACUCUUUUCAACAAGAAGUGCUAACCAACAAUUAGGUAUCAAAAUGAGAAAAGAAAAUCUCAACCCUUACAACAUAUCACAUACAAAACUUUAUUUGAAAUGAAUUUUAGAGCUAAAUGUACUAGGAAACUGGAAGCCUUCUAGGAUAAAAUGUGGGAGGAAAUACUUGUUACCUUUGGUUAAGGAAAGGUUUCUUAGAAAAACAAAAACCGUUAAGCCAUAGUGAAAAAUUUGACAAUUGGUCUUCAUAAAAUUUAAAAUGACUGCUCUUCAGAAGAAAAUGAAAAGCAGGACCCAGAUUGGUAAGAAAUAUUUGCAAAGCACAUUUCUAAUGAAGAGUUUGUAGACAGAUUACAUAAAUAGUGAAAUAAAAACUCAGCAAAAAAGAGAGGCAAAAGAUUUGCACCAUAUUUCACCAGAAAAUACAUACAAGCAGCAAUGAACACAUGUAAAACUAUUCAAUAUCACUAAUCAUCAGGAAAAGAUGAACUAAAGGAGAUAACCACUACAUGCCCAUUCAAAUGGCUAAAAUUAAAUGGAUUAAUACUACUCACUUGGAGACAACCAACAGAGCUCUAAAGAUUCCUGGUGGAAAUGCAAAUGACACGAUUAUUUUGAAGAACAGUUGGCAGAUUUUUAUAAAAUGGAACAUACUUACCAUACUUAGCAACAAUUCCAAAGAUGUGUACCUAAGAGAAAUGAAAACAGAGGUGCAUACAGCAAAUGUUAAUUGUAGCCUUAUUCCUAGUAGCCAAAAGCCCAUCAGCAGCAGAAUGGAUAAAAAUAUUGUGGUGUUACAAUAUACAAUAGAAUGCUUCUCAGCAACAGCUAGCAAUGAACUACUGAUACCAGCAACAAUAUAUGUGAAUUUCAAAAGCACUGCUGUAAGUGGACAAGCAAAAUAGGCUGGACACUUGCAGUACUCCUGUAUCUGUGACAUUAACUCAACAUUCUAGAAAAGGCAAAGCUGUGGAAACGAAACAGAUUGGAUUGGUUGCCAUUGGGCUGUGGGUGAUGGGAGGAAUUGCCUACAGGGUCAUAAGGGAACUUCCUAGGGUGAUGCAAAUGUUCCAUAUGUUAGGUUGGGUGUGAACACACAAUUGCAUGUGUGUCCGAUUUUAAAACUGCCCUUUAAAAAGGCAAAUGUUAUUGUAUAUAUGAUAUGUAUCUCAAAGCCUGACUUACAAAAAUUUUUAAGUUUUAUCAAAGAGAACUUGUAAAUAUUUUGUUACCAGAGCUAAACUGUCAUGUUAGAGAAUUCAAAAUCAGGAUUUUCCACCCAAAAUGAAAAUAGGCAUUUGUCUGUACUCUAAAUACAGAGAAGAACAGAUGUAUUGGCUCAGUAUCUUAUUGGGUUUGUAUGCUAUUUGGAAAUUGGAUUGUUUUGACAGAUUACUUGCUAGCCAGGAAAAGCAUUAAGGGAUUAUUUGUCCACUGUGUUUUCAGAUUUUUUCCCUAAUGAUAAAAUCAUUUGAAAUACAAGAGGGCAGCCAAAGUAAUUUUACUCAGGGAGAUAUUAUUUCAUACAUAGACACGUCAGAAACAGCAUAAGCAAGAAAAGAAGAUUACUCCAAUUUUUAACAUGUUUAGCUUAUUUCAACAGCAACAAACAAUUUCAAUCCUAAGUAGCACAUAAUUCAGAUUUCCUUUUAAGAGUUUCUCAACUUAAAGACUUGAAAUCAUUGGUUAAUGUGGGCGUUGUAGACUUCACAUUGCAGUUUGAAUCUUUACUUCUCGAUGCUGCUUUAAUGCUGACUAUGUGAGGAUGCCAUCUGACUAUGUCAUUGUUUUCACUUGUGUAAUGUCUUUCCACGGUGCUGUAGAAUGGUUUGCUUUAAUAGAAUUCAAUGUAUUUCAAGAAUGUCUUUGCAAAUAAAGCAAAGAAAAGCUUUAAAAUCUUCAUAAAAGCAAUAUUCUUCAUUUAUUUGUUAAUAGAACAUUAAUGUUACCUACCUUAUCUAAAAGAGUUUUUUUUUUUUUUUCCCCCAGUCCACAGUUUGUAGAAUGAAAGAACCACCACUUAUUUUAAAUGAGUUUCUGUGCAACUAUCAAAUGAAUUAAUGUUUACCUUUGUGCUUUUGUAUUGUCAUAACAUUGGUUGUUUUAAUGAACUGGUGGUAGAUAAUUUAGUUUAUUUUUACUUUUUUUUUUUUUUGCCAGAAAGCCCAACCAAACUGCUAAAUCAGUGCAUAUUUUUAUGUUUUUCCAUGGAUAUACUUGAUCUUCAAGUAAUUAUUUGCUGAUUUGCUGUAUUUACAUGAAGUUUAUUCUUUUCUAUCUCUAGGUCUGCUGCCAUCUAACACACUAGCUGCUGGCUAUGUGGGAGUAUUUAAAUUAGUUAAAAUGAAAUUAAAAAAUUCAGUUCCUCACUCAUACCAGACAGAUUUCAAGUGCUCAGCGGCCAUCUGUGGUCUGUGGCUACCCUCUAAGACACAGAACUUUCCCGUCAUCACAUGACUUCUAUGGAGCAGUGCGGAUCUAGAUCAGCGUCAGAAAACUGUCUUUUUGUAGUAAAUCCUGUAGCGUUUAUGGCCAACAGGUAAAAUUGAGGUUACUACAUAGGCACUACUUAGGCAUUUGAAAAGUACGUCUAUUUAAAAAUGGAAAAGACAUUCCUGCAGGCAGUGAGGAGCAGGCAGCAGACUGGAGCUGAGCCAUAGUUUGCCCACUGCUGGUGCCAGUCAUUCAAUCCUUUAUUCAGUAAGAGCGUCUUUUUUGAACAGAUCUAUGUUUUAAGCACUGGACUAAGUAUUAAGUAUAGCAUAGUGAACAAGAAACAUAGUCUCAGCUCUCAUGUAGCCCAGAACUUAACAAGAAAGGCACCCUAACAAAAAUUGCACAAUUUAUUCUUUUAACAACUGAAAUGAAGCUAAACAAAUACCAGGGGAUCCUAAACUGGAUAAAACAUUGAGUUGAUUCUAAAAAUUAUCUGUAACUAAUAUUUUUUUUAGAUACAGAAACUAUUUAGGCUUUCCAGCUGACCCAUUUGAAAAAGGCAUUGUAAAAAUUAAUAAAUCGACAUAAUAUUUCUAAAUAAUCUGAUGUUCAAAUAUAUUCUUACAUACCAUCUGUUUUAUGUAUGUGGAAUUGUACACCCAAUGACAGAAUUAUAUCUGUAUAAAUAUAAUUACAUUUGUUAUAAAUGUAACAUUUAUUGAUGUUUGGUCUUUUGUCUUCCUUGUGUAGCAUCUUUUAUAAGAAUUAAAGUGUAUAAAUUAAAUGUUUCCUUGUAACCCAGAAAAACUUGCCACAGAUAAACUCCUAAAAUGGCCCACGUUUUCUAUUAAUUCUUUUUAUCAAAAUUCAAAUUGAGGCCAUUAUUAAAUGAAAUAAUGUGAUGCAAAUAAACCUAGGAUACUUUGACAGGUAUCUGUUUUAGAACAUAUGUCUUCUUUUCAUUUAUGAGAGCUCAGUAUACAUAAUCCGCACAACAACAAAAAAACAUAUAUAUACUAUAUUGUCUUCCUAUGUAUUGGCAGUGUCUCUCAAGAUUAUAUUUGAUUUUCUGAGCCCCUUAUUGCACUUUGCAGUUCUUUUAAAUGUAGGCUUUUUUAUGGUGGUGUCAAGAACUUGC